Castor canadensis (American beaver) is the source of this 1399-nucleotide messenger RNA. RefSeq names its product autophagy related 101 (gene Atg101). The record is from RefSeq and is a predicted model, not a curated record. Gene Ontology annotation, cellular component: Atg1/ULK1 kinase complex; phagophore assembly site. Lineage: Eukaryota; Metazoa; Chordata; Mammalia; Rodentia; Castoridae. Gene Ontology annotation, biological process: autophagosome assembly; autophagy. Gene Ontology annotation, molecular function: protein kinase binding.
AAUAUGUAUCUGCGUGCUCUCGUGUGAGCUUCCGGACGCGGGAGGCAGGUGCAGUGCUGUCGGGGCUCGCCGGAGCCGGGUCGUCCCCCGCCCGCGGCCGCAGAUGGUGCCGUCCCGGAGCACCACCCUCCCGGGGGCUGCGUGUGGCUUCCGGUCGCGGAGCGGUUCUUGCUGUGGUGGUCUUGGUGCCCGCCGGGAGGCUGCCAAGUGGCUUUUUGGGUCCGGGACGGGAGUUCGAGGAGUCUGGCUCUCCCUGCUCAGUGUCCGUGCGGAGGUUGGAGCGUGGCUGCGGAGUUCGUCCCUGAGGAGGUCGUACCUGAAGAGGUCGUGUCUGGGCGGGAGGAGGAAGGGUGAGCAGAGCCCGAGUGACCCCGCCCUUCAGCCUUUACACGCCUGCCCCUGGGUGGGGCGAAUCUCUCUGUCUUCAUCCUCGUUCCUGGCUCUGGUGUUGGUUACUGGAUGCAGAAUGAAUUGUCGCUCGGAGGUGUUGGAGGUGUCCGUGGAGGGGCGACAGGUGGAGGAAGCCAUGCUGGCUGUGUUACACACGGUGCUACUGCACCGCAGCACAGGCAAGUUCCACUACAAGAAGGAAGGUACCUAUUCCAUCGGCACCGUGGGCACCCAAGAUGUAGACUGUGACUUCAUUGACUUCACCUAUGUGCGUGUUUCCUCUGAAGAGCUGGACCGUGCUCUGCGCAAGGUUGUUGGGGAAUUCAAGGAUGCACUGCGAAACUCAGGUGGUGAUGGGCUGGGCCAGAUAUCCUUGGAGUUCUAUCAGAAGAAGAAGUCUCGCUGGCCUUUCUCAGAUGAGUGCAUUCCUUGGGAAGUGUGGACAGUCAAGGUUCACGUGGUAGCCCUGGCCACAGAGCAAGAGCGGCAGAUCUGCCGGGAGAAAGUGGGUGAGAAGCUGUGUGAGAAAAUCAUCAACAUUGUGGAGGUGAUGAACCGGCAUGAGUACCUGCCCAAGAUGCCCACGCAGUCAGAGGUGGACAACGUGUUUGACACAGGCUUGCGGGACGUGCAGCCCUACCUGUACAAGAUCUCCUUUCAGAUCACUGAUGCCCUGGGCACCUCGGUCACUACCACCAUGCGCAGGCUUAUCAAAGACACCCUUGCCCUCUAGGCCUUGCUGGAGCUUUGAUCUUGGUUCCCAGACCGUGCCUUCUGGGAAUUGCACUGCCAGGCCUUUGAGGCUGUGGAACCUGUUCUGGGUCCUUGGUGAGACUUGGUGAAGGGCAGCCCUGGCUUCCUUGUUUUGUGGUUGCCAACCACUGUCACCCCUGUAACCUUGACUGAGGAUAAAGUCCAGCCCACAGUCUCUCCACACCAUUGGGGUGUGUCCCCUUUCCUUCUCCCAUGUACAGAAAAGCUACCAUGAGGAUGGUGAAUAAAAUUGAGA